Messenger RNA from Punica granatum (pomegranate), 2395 nucleotides. NCBI's taxonomy places the organism in Eukaryota, Viridiplantae, Streptophyta, Magnoliopsida, Myrtales, Lythraceae. The record is from RefSeq and is a predicted model, not a curated record.
UUGGGCCGGAGGGACCUCGUUUUCGCGUUGAUAUACCACUAAGCAAGCCGUACCGAGCCGACGCAUUGUGAGACGGCUCGUGGUCAGAUCACAAAGAAGAGGUAGGUUGGGUUCACCAACAUAGUUUCAAAUUCUCGGGGCCAAGGCCAAGCCGGCGCUUCAGCAAACCUUGCGCUGGUUCGCUGUCUCGCUCGCUCAGCCGCCUCUUCCUUCUGCUUCCUCUCCGCCGCCUUCACGGCCUCAAGAUCAGGCGGGGAAUCCCUCACAGUUCGUCCCCAUCUCUGCACCGCUGCUGAAAUUCGAUCGAUUAUAUUCGAUUAAUUCCUUAGGAGGCUCUGUCCGCAAGGGAGAAAGAGACGAACGCCGGUAGCCAGAGAGAGAGCGAAGAUGUCGGUGCUGUUAGUGACGAGCUUGGGAGACCUAGUGGUGGAUUUGCACACCGAUAAGUGCCCCCUCACCUGCAAGAACUUCCUCAAGCUCUGCAAGAUCAAAUACUAUAAUGGCUGUCUGUUUCAUACCGUCCAGAAGGAUUUUACUGCUCAGACUGGUGACCCAACUGGAACUGGCAAAGGGGGCGAUUCAAUUUACAAGUUUCUUUAUGGGGAUCAAGCUCGGUUCUUUGCCGAUGAAAUUCAUCUCGAUUUAAAGCACUCUAAGAUGGGCACUGUUGCAAUGGCAAGCGCAGGAGAGAAUCUUAAUGCUUCUCAGUUCUAUUUGACUUUGCGGGAUGAUCUAGACUAUCUUGAUGGGAAGCACGCCGUAUUUGGGGACUUGGCCGAGGGACAUGAUACUUUGACAAGGAUUAAUGAAGCUUAUGUAGAUGAGAAGGGAAGGCCAUUUAAGAAUAUAAGAAUAAAGCACACGUACAUAUUGGAUGACCCUUUUGAUGACCCUCCUCAGCUGGCCGACUUGAUCCCUGAUGCUUCUCCUGAAGGAAAACCGAAAGAUGAGGUUGAUGAUGAGGUACGACUUGAAGACGAUUGGGUCCCUUUGGAUGAACAAUUGGGACCAGCUGAACUUGAGGAGGUUAUCCGUACCAAGGAUGCACACUCCAGUGCAGUUGUUCUCGAGAGUAUCGGGGACAUUCCCGAUGCUGAGAUAAAGCCUCCGGAUAAUGUGUUGUUUGUUUGUAAACUGAAUCCUGUUACUGAAGAUGAGGAUUUGCACACCAUAUUUUCCAGAUUUGGGACAGUAUUGUCGACUGAAAUCAUCCGUGACUUCAAGACUGGAGAUAGUUUAUGCUAUGCAUUCAUCGAAUUUGAGACCAAAGAGUCCUGUGAGCAGGCAUAUUUUAAGAUGGACAAUGCCUUGAUUGAUGAUCGGAGGAUCCAUGUGGACUUCAGUCAGAGCGUUGCAAAACUUUGGUCCCAAUUUCGACGAAAAGAUAAUCAGAAUAGUAAAGGAAGAGGUUGCUUCAAGUGUGGCGCUCCUGAUCACAUGGCGAGGGAUUGCACUGGAGGUCCCGGGAACCAGCAACAACCAGUGAAGUACAUUCUAAAAGACGAUAACAUUCAGCAUGGUGGAGAUGACUCCAGGUAUGAUAUGGUCUUUGAUGAGGACGCACCGGAAAGUCCGACUCGAAGAAAGAGGCACAAAGGGCAUGAUGGCAGAGAAGACAGACGAAAGACAGAUAGGAGAAGUCCAGAUACUGUUAAAGACCAAAAUGCAGAGAAAGAUUCGCGCAGUAAGUACCAACACAGCGAAAGGAGCAGACACAAAGGGGAUGAAGAUAGAGUCUCGCGUGAUAAGCAUAGGCACAGUGAUAGUAGACAGAGAGAUGAUGAAUUAAAUAGAAAGAGGGGUAGGGAUUAUCGAGCCUAUGAGCCAGAUAGAGAAAGAGGGAGGGACAGCAGGAGAGACAGGGAUGAUGGUCGAAGAGUUGACGAGGACUACAGGAGAAGCCGUGUUGAUGAUGAUGAUGAUGAUCGGCAUGCAGGUAGAAAGCAUCGCUCUAGAGAUAGGAGUGAGCGGGAUGAAGAAGAUAAUGGUCGGCACAGGAAGUAUAGUAGUAGCAAUGACAUCAGAGAUAGCGAUGGACGAGGCAGGAGGAGGGAUGAGCAGCACAGUAGAAGUCGAGGCAGAGAAAGAGAGUAGUGAUAAUGAAGAAUACAUUUGUUCUGACCAACCCCCACAGGUCCAUGAACCAAACCGGAAACAGCCAUGCCCCGUGCUAACUUUCUAACGGCGUUAAUGUUUUGGAUUCUCUUGUAUUCUUGUGAUUGGCUCUGGUCAUUUGUCGCCUGUCCUAUAUUUUCACAGCUGUGUUUGCUCUCAUGAACGAUCGGACCACGUAAGCACGAGAACCCCUGAUAUGUAGCAUAAUGAAAUUUCAAACGGAAUGAUGAGACUCCUUGUGUUCAUUACAGUUCUAUUAGAAGUGUUCUCUCUCUCUCUC